AACACAGCAUGCAGUGGGGAAUGCGUGCAGCUACCGGGAGCCAGGCACAUCCAGCUGCUCACUGCACCCAAUGGUGCCAGUCAGGGACGCGGGGCUAGGCAAGGCCAUCAGGCAUCCCGCCAUGGGGGCAACGCCGAUGCCAGGGACUGGGGAGCCUCCACUGCGCGGGUGGGCAGCCACGGGUGGAUGGAGGGGUCCCAGCGUCCUGCUGGCCCUACUGCUCCUCCUGUGCCCACUGCCUGCUCCAGCGUGUCCCCACACCUGCCACUGCCAGGCAGGGGAGGUGGACUGCCACCAACGUGACCUGCACGAGGUGCCGCGGCUCCUGCCCACCAAUGCCAGCACCCUCUGGCUCGACUACAACCUCAUCGCCGUGCUCAGGGCCCAUGCUUUCCCCUCCCUGCCGGUGCUGCUGCGGCUCAGCCUGACCCAUAACCGCUUGGAGAAGAUCCACAGGCAGGCGCUGCUGGGACUCGGGACGCUGCAGGAGCUGGACCUCAGUGACAACUACCUGUCUGUGCUGAGCCCCGAGACCUUCCUGCCCCUCACCAGCCUGUCUAUCCUCAAUUUAGGCUACAACAGGCUGGAGCAGCUGGAGGCAGGUGUGCUACCUGCCCUGCCUCAGCUCCAAGUGAUCUUCCUGAAUGGGAACCCCUGGAUGUGCUCCUGCAGCAUCCUGCCCCUCUGGCGCUGGCUGGAACACAACAGGGAGAAAGUGCCAGAGAGGAGUUCUCUCCGGUGCAUGUUCCCAAAGUCACUGAACACAUACCCGAUCAUGGCCUUUGGGAAUGAUUCCUUCCAGCAGUGUCAGAAGAUCCCGCUGUCAGCCCAGAACUACGCUGCCUUUCUGCUCAUCGGUCCCUUCUCCUUCCUGGCCAGCAUCUUCUGCUGUACCUUGAUAGGCUCCAUCGUGGUCAUUUACCAGCAUCUACGCAAGGAACCCCAAAGCUGGAGGAGAACCCUCAGCACUGGGUGUCACUGAGUCAGGGCCACCAAGGGCAGAGGGGACUUUUUGCUGAUCCUUUUCCUCUGGCUCACCCCCUCUUGCCUCAUUCCAUGCAUUUGAGUGUGUCCCAUUUACCUCCUUGUGUCUUUCAGUGCUCUCAUCACCCUCCACCCUGCAUUCAGUGACUCUCAGCAAUCCUUCACACAUCCCUCCUGUCCUAUGGUUUGGUUUUUGGUGCAUCCACAUGCCAUCUGUUUGGCUUUAUGUGUGCCCCAGAUAUCUAUGGGCCUACCAGUGCAUUUGAGGACCUUUUGGGGCAACCCAGAGCCUCCAUCCAUGUGGCAGAUGGAAGUAGAAUUGUAGAAUCAUGGAACCAUUUGAGUUAGAAGGGUUCUUUAAGAGCAUUUGGUCCAAAUCCCCUGCAAUGAACAGGGACAGCUAUAGCUCCAUCAGGUGCUCCGAGCCCCAUCCAGCCUGAUCCUGAAUGUCUGUAGGAAUGGGGCAUCCACCACCUUUGGUGGUGCUUCUUUUUGUAAAAAAAAACCUUUUUCUUAUAUGCAAAAGUACAACUGGGGUGAAGGGGGUAACUCUCACAGAGGAGAAACAGUCCCUGUGCACUGCAAGGCAAUGGGAGCCACAGUGAGAUGCCUGUGAACAUCAACCUUUCUCCACUAGCUCCAAUGGCAUAGAAAUGAUUUCCUGCCUGUGCAAGAGCUGUAGGACAAGCCAGGGAUGUGGCCAAUGCAUCCUUUGGCAAGCUUUUGGCAGAAGUUAAAUAAGUCAUACAGAGAAUAAACUAAAUGUAACCUCA
This is a messenger RNA of Tympanuchus pallidicinctus (lesser prairie-chicken), 1757 nucleotides long. It is a transcript of the gene LRRC26, whose product is annotated as leucine rich repeat containing 26. Bases 71 to 982 code for a protein of 303 amino acids. The transcript is spliced from 2 exons. The record is from RefSeq and is a predicted model, not a curated record. Gene Ontology annotation, molecular function: potassium channel activator activity; transmembrane transporter binding; voltage-gated potassium channel activity. Gene Ontology annotation, cellular component: voltage-gated potassium channel complex. Lineage: Eukaryota; Metazoa; Chordata; Aves; Galliformes; Phasianidae.